This is a messenger RNA of Vitrella brassicaformis, 1246 nucleotides long. The record is from the annotation of a GenBank genome assembly. NCBI's taxonomy places the organism in Eukaryota, Vitrellaceae.
CGCCUCAUUGUCCACUUGCCUCCUUGCACCAAAACUUCUAGACGAAAAAGCUCAUAAACACGCGCCCGAUGAAGCCCAGAAGCUUGAUGCAGCCAGGGAGCACGACCUCUGGGAUGAGCUGCACAAACACAAUCCCGACAACGAAGUCGAGAAUCAAGAUCUCGAUGAAUAAGUCGAAGAUCAACAUCUCGAUGAUCACCUCGAGAAUCACGCGCUCGACAAAGAACUCGAGCAGCACGCGCUGGACAAAGAAUUUGCCGAGCUGCACGACGCCCUCCGUGACGGGGCGCGGUAGUCGUGUAGUGCCAACAAAGAAGAUGAGACUCCUACAACACACACACAACACACACACACACACACACAAACAUGACAGGCAGGAUUUGACACUUGUUUGGUUGGCUGUCUGCUGCAUUGGUCACUUGAAUGCCGCGACUCCUCUCGGGGCCAAUUCGCCUGCCUUUCCAUGGAGAAAUCGGUAUAAGAGGCGAAUCCUCUUGAUUAGGCGGGUUUCGCCGCGGUCGUCCUUGCAAUCUCGAUCAUAAGCCUGACGCUUCUUGCUGUCUUUCAGUAGCUACACACCACGCACACAAUCAAUGCACACCGCCACACACGCAUGGCGUUGCUCACUUCGUAUGCGGUGCGAAGGUCAAUGAAUUUCUCGUGCGCUCUUGGGUCACCGGGGUUCUUGUCGGGAUGCACUUGCUUGGACUUCUCGAAAUACCCCUGCCAUGAUGACACAGACAGAUAGACAGAAGAUAGACCACACACCAAGAGGACUGACUGACUGACUGACCUGCUUCAGCUCUGCAUCCGUGGCGUCCCUCGGCACCCCAAGAAUGCGAUAGCAGGAACAGGCGUUUCGACAGCCUCCUUGACCCAAUGCAGGCGCCACUAGCAGGAGCGAUAGCACAGAGAACAGACUCCGAAGAGAGCUGCAUGCACACACAUUGGUGCCUCGCGCGAAGCCUCAGGCGCCUGGGCAAGCGAGUCAUACGUACCUCGGACACUUGGACAAAAACGGCGUUGUAUCACACGUCAUUCGUUCGCUGCGCUGACAAACACGCAAUCCGCUCUCCGAUGCAGUACAGGUGUUUGUGUUGCAGUGCUACUGCAGUGUUGCAGUGAUGCACACACAAGCAGGGGAAGAGAGAAAUCGUCUCCUGGCGGGGAGCCCCUUUUGGGCCCGUGUAUCGUGCAUACCUGCCACAUUGACGAUACCGCUGCUUCCUGAACGCCGAGGAAUGGG